Molecule: messenger RNA, 4949 nt
Organism: Solenopsis invicta (red fire ant)
Lineage: Eukaryota; Metazoa; Arthropoda; Insecta; Hymenoptera; Formicidae
Exons: 3
Coding region: 3103-4851 (582 amino acids)
Source: RefSeq, a predicted model, not a curated record
AUUAAUUGCAAAAUUGACUUUGACAACGGGCUCUUUACGUCAAUAAUGUUUUUUCAUGCUCCGAUACUAUUUCUAAUUGUUAUUUUUGACUGAUCUGGCCGUAGGCAGGAACAGGUUUUAAUUAUUUAUAUAAUUUAUAUUAAAAAUAUCUAAGGCUAAAUAAACAAAGGGUUAGUAAGAGUGUUCGCGCGAUACUCAAGACGCAAGUUUCUUCUUGUUCAAAUCAGCUUUACUUCAAAUAUAACUUUUUAUUAACAAUAUCACAACUGUACGAUUAGCUCAGUGUUAGUAUGUUAGAUUGUCGUUCUGAAACCUUAGGUUCGAAUCCCGCCGGCGCCGACAUGUGCGACAUUUUCAAAAAUUUAUAAAAUAAUGCGUAAUUGUAAUUAGUGAAUUAAAAUGUUAUAUGUGAAACAGUGAAUAGCUACAGAUUAAGCUAUAAAAGUAAUAAAAUCUGUUUAAAAGGAAAUGAUUUUUGCCGUCCAUUGGACGUCCACUAGAAAGUACGAACCUCCACGGCAGACAUCCAUUAAUAAUCUAUGUAACGUCUGCUGAGACUCCAUAAAGCCUCUACUAAUAAUCCACGUGACGUCGGUUUGUCAUCUACUAAGGCUCUAUGAACCCUUUAUUAAUGAUCUACGUAAAGUCUAAUGGACAUCCAUUGAUAACGUCUAAUGGACGUCCAAUGGACGUGCAUAAUGCGGAACUGUGGACGCCUAGUGGCUGUCCAUUGGAUGUCCAUGGGACGUCCACUGAAAGGUCCGAACCUCCACGAUAGAGUCCAUUGAAGGUUUUUGUUCUAUGUUCGAUUUUUAUUAAGUAUUAUUCACUGACAGACAGUGAAUAGUCUAGCUGUUUUCAGUGAUAUACUUAUAACUAUUUUAUUCCACUGAAUAUAUCACUAUAUACUUAUAAUUAAGUAUUUUAUUUAUUAUUAGUAAUGUAUCACUGAAAAAUAGUGAAUAUUCACUGAUGACACAGUUAUAAGUGUAGCACUGUAAAUCAAUAAAAUUUCACUGAUUCAGUUUCAGAGAGAAGUUAAUGCAAGGGGCUGCGUUUCGAAAUUCACUGUUAGUACUGAAAAUUUACAGUGUACUACAUAACGUCUACAGUAUACGGAACUAUAGAUUUGAAAUACUAGCAGUGAAUUUAGAAAUGCAGAAUGCCAAGAAGUUCAAUCCAGUCGAAGCAAAUAAUCUGCUUGCAGAGUUGAAUUUGGCAGGAAAUCUAACCUAAUCGCUUAGCUUAGAUUCAAUCCAAUCGGUCGAUAAACAGAUUGAUUGUUUUGUUCGACUUGAACACUGCCAUCUGUUACAAUACAGGGCAAGUAAUUUUUUUUUUCUUCUACUGCGAUCAGCUGUGAUAUCCCGAUAUCGGACGUAGGGGAAAGCACGGUGGGGCAACUCCAUACGGAAAUCUGAAACAGUGUUUGGAUUAAUAUCGCGUAACAACUGUAGAUGGCAGCGUCUGAAUAGCAGCCAUUUCGGUGAAAUCUAUCUCCUGCAUCGCAGAAACGGCAGGCAGAAACAAAUCGUACGUGUAUCGUUUUCUUGAGAACAUUUUCAGUGUGUGUUUCUCAUAUGACUUUUUUCAAACGGCUAUUAUUAUAUAUAAUUAGUGCGGGAGAAAUGGAUAAACAAAGAUGUGCAGUGCCAGGAUGUAUAACGAGUCGGACGGCAUCACGACACAUAUUUCCAAAGAAUAUCCAGAUAGGAUGUCUUUGGAUUAAAGUUGUGCGCAACCCGCGCCUUAUUAAUAUUCCAUACGAUCAAGUCCGUAAGGAUAAAUAUCGGGUGUGUCACAAACAUUUUGAACCAACAGCCUACCUUCCAGGAUAUCAAAAGCCAACAUUGAGAGACGACGCCGUUCCAACUUUGUAUUUGCCGACAAGUGACGAUGAGCUGGAAGGCGAAAGGAUGAACAUAUCCGUAAUUGCGCCAGAAAUGAUGCCAAACCCGCUAACACAAUUAACGCUGGCUUUAUCUCCAACGGGGACUUUGUCCUCAGUGAUGAAAUAUGAUUCGCCGACGACAUCGAACGCUAUACAGAUACAACCUUUGGCAACAAUUGCGGCUGGGACAAGUGUCGAAAAUGUUUCAGAGGAAAUUGUGGAACCUUCGGAACAUGAUCAAGUAUUUAACAUUUCUUCGCCGAUACAAGAAGACAGAGCCAAUAUAUCGUGUACGCCUAAAAGAAAGAGAGGGACACCGGUUUCUCGUCGCAGUCUUCUACAGGAAGAAACAAGAAAACACAAUUUGACCCCGAAAGCAAGACGAUUAUACGAUAUUGCCAAUAAUCUGAAGAAUAUACAACGAAGCAAUAAAUUGAAAAUUAAGAGGUACCGUACUUUGAAAACAUUUAAUACCUGUUGCAUAACCUGUGGUACGCAAAACAGAUUUGUUUUACUUACCUAUCGUAAUGUACGAUGUGGUUCAUUCAAAUUGUUGCACAAGCAAUAAUAAUUCUGUGUAUUGUAUAAUUUAAUGUAUUUGUAUUACAUUGCUUGUGUUACAUUUGAUUGUAAAUGUUUUGUCGUCUGAUCUGGGUACUAAAAGCACUUCGACCGCAAAGCGCAACUAUGUAUCAAUUCUAAUUAAUGAGGAAUACGUAUUAAUAUUCCUUAGAUAUGCAAUUCGCUUGAAGGAAGCAAAAGUAUUUAUCAAAACGAAAGGUUUCGAAAACUUAGAAAAGCUGUCAACGUUACAAAAAAUAUUUAUUGAAAUGCAGUUACGGAAUGUCAAGUUAAAACAGAAGGGUAGGAGGUUUAGCAUGGAGGAGAAAGUCCUGGCCUUGUCCUUAUAUAAAAGGUCUCCAAGAUGCUAUCGAUAUUUAGCUUAUUUGUUCAUUUUGCCAUCACCUGCCACUUUACGCCAACUGCUUAAAAAAGUGCACUCUGACACUGGCAUCAAUAAAGUGAUGCUGAAACAUUUGAAGCAAAAGGCACAAAAGAUGAAGGAGUUAGACAAAGUAUGUGUGCUAAUGUGGGAUGAAAUGAGUCUCACACCGCAUAUACAAUAUAAUGAAGCGAAGGACAAGUACGUUGGAUUCGAAGACUACGGAAAUGAAUGAACUCAACACUUUGCUGAUCAUGUGCUCGUAUUUAUGUUACGAGGAAUAGCAACAGGCUGGAAGAUACCUUUAGGAUAUUAUUAUUGCGAGAGCUCAACAAACCAUUUCCGACUCAUGCGAUGCAUUCAGGACAAUGUUCGCACUGUAACCCAUGCUGGAUUGAAUCUGGUAGCUACAGUUUGUGACCAAGGUUCUGCAAACAUGUCAGCACUGCGAAAGUUCCGAAAACAACAUUCUAUAAGGACAGGAAUACCUGAAAAUAUGUGUACGGAAAUCGACAUUGCAAACUGUUCGCUAAUAACAAUAUACGAUCCUCCUCAUCUUUUAAAAGGCAUCAGAAACAAUUUAUUAACAAAGGAUUUGGAGAUUAACUAUGCGACAGAUAGGCCAGAAAAGGAUAGGCAGUAUGCAACCUGGCUUCAUAUUGACAAAGCGUAUGAAAUAGACGUGCAUGAAUGCACAAUAAAUAGAGCCAUGCCAAAAUUGACAGAUCAGCACAUUAAAGUCGACAAAAUUCGAAAGAUGAAGGUGAAGAAUGCUGCUCAAAUAUUCAGCCGAUCCGUGUCUUUGUUUCUUCAGUUAGCUGUUUUAUGGAGUUGUGACAGUGCAAGAGCCAUGUCAAAAGAUAUAUGCGUACCAGCAGAGGCUUCGCAUACUUCGCACGUCUGUAUAUUCUUCAAUAACCUAUUUGAUUCGGUGAACGCCAACAGUGUCUCAACGAAAAACAAUCCACCAUUGCGGACUGCUGUUACAAAAACCAGUCAACACCUAGAAUUUUGGAAAGACGCUUCCCGGACACUGAAGUCAAUGAGGUACGUACAUCGAAAAACGAAGAAACCGACACCGACUGUACCAUCAUUGAAGAAUUGGAAUUGUACAAUCGAAGGGAUGGCAACACUGUGGGCCAAACUUGAAUCCAUGGGAUUCAAAUAUUUUAAGACUCGUAAUGUAAAUCAAGAUCCGCUAGAGAACUUCUUCGGGGCUAUCCGUAGUCAUGGACAACGUUACGUUUCUCCGACAGCGUGGCAAUUUGACGGAUUAUAUAAGACACUGUUACUUAAUAAUGUAUCGUCUUUACAUUCCGUAGGUGCAAAUUGCGAGAAAGACGAUGGUGAUUUUCUUCUCACUUUUAAUAGUUUUAUUAAUAACGCAAUAAAAGAGUCAUCCAACGAUGACACGACUAAUGCAGAAUUAUUUGAUGAUUCUUGUGUUACAGAAACUGUUCAAAACUUCGACGCAAAUAAUAAUAAUAACUUUGCAAAAGGCACUCGUAUGUAUGUAGCGGGAUGGAUGGCCCGGAAGUUGUUAAAUAGCGUAAAAGAAUGUCGGGAUUGUUCCGCGUGUCAGUGCAGUUUUUCAAGUAAUUCUCACAAUGAUCCUGAAUAUACAUUUAUUAAAAUUCGAGAAUUUGAUAGUUCGAACCAUGCCCUCGCGUAUAUAAAUAUGGAUUAUUUUGAAAUGUAUGUUAAGGCGGACAAGUUGUUAAGGGGCUGGAUUACCAACGUUUGUUUUAAAAGUAAUGUAGCGAAAAGGCUUCGACUUGCGCUCCGUAAAAGAUUGCAUUCCGAAUGGAUUAAAUGUCGCUCUCACCAAAGACUAUUAUUUAACAAAUUUUUGCAAUUAUUUGUACGGAUAUUUUUAUUUCAUUGGUCCAAUGUUAUAAACCGUGUUAUGAAUGGACUUGAUACGCGAAUGCGGCCGAACGAUAUAAUGAUUAAACAAGCGAUAAAAAAAUGCGCAGCUAUAAGAAGCAGAAAUUGUAAAAAGUUAUUGGUAAAAUAAUUGUAGAAAAAAGUAUUUUUUACAAUUAUUUAUCAAGUAACUUUGUUUUUUACACAUGAAAUAUUAAUUAUUUACAAAUAAGACAUAACAAGAAAUAU